AUGUUCAAUUUCUUCGGCCUCAGGCGCCAACAGGCGCACACUACCACGGGAGUUGGACAUACGAAUCGCGAGUUUGGUCAAAUGGAAGACGCGAUCAACCGCAUUGCAGAAGAAUCUGACCAAUCUGAGGAGGAUACCGUUCUUGUCGGAACCAGAUCGGACCACCCUGACCGUUCCUCACCCUCUGAAUCUCCAGUUUUGCCUCAGGAACAAUCUACGAGCCAAUCACAGACUACGACAGGUGCGCUCCAACUGCCAACAUCGGAAUCUCGCACAAUUGAGGAAGUUGCAGGCGGAAAUGCAGCCAACAUAUCAUUGCCGCCUUCCUACCAAGACGUCACGAACCCCAGACUGUGGAAGGUGACUCUCAAGUUCAGUACAGGUGACCUUUUCCAAGGAGACCAUCCUGUCGUUGAUGCAGAGACAGGCUGGCUCGGCAGUCUCGUCAUUAGGACUGCAGAUAUCGUCGAAUUGAUGCAAGAGGGACUGUUCCUAAGUCAGGAAAACGUGAAGGUGCAGGAGAGUUACGUCACACCUACCUACUGUCAAGUGUCCAAGGGGUGGUGCUGGGACCGUUACUUCACUCUAGUCGAUCCAAAAUGGUCAGGCAAGAUGCUCGUUCGGGCAAUGAAUUCGAGAGUGCCCUCAAAAUUUCGCAUAGAACACCUCACGGCAGAUCAUGUAUACACUGCCGAAGUUGUUGAUGCCGUCAAGACGAAUAACUGGUACUAUAGUUUCAAGUGGGAUGCCCCAGAAUCCAACGCAAAUUACAUACUAGAGGAUACGAUGAUGGAGGGAUUGUGGCCAUGGCCUCGGAAGGGCCUAGAGUCUGAGGGGGGAACUCAGGAAGAGGACGGAAAGUCUGAGGACGAGGAAAUGGAAAUCUGA
Messenger RNA from Fusarium sp. VM40, 888 nucleotides. NCBI's taxonomy places the organism in Eukaryota, Fungi, Ascomycota, Sordariomycetes, Hypocreales, Nectriaceae. The record is from the annotation of a GenBank genome assembly.